Molecule: messenger RNA, 1504 nt
Organism: Myxocyprinus asiaticus (Chinese sucker)
Lineage: Eukaryota; Metazoa; Chordata; Actinopteri; Cypriniformes; Catostomidae
Product: endonuclease V-like
Exons: 8
Coding region: 184-1074 (296 amino acids)
Biological process (GO): DNA repair
Cellular component (GO): nucleolus; cytoplasm
Molecular function (GO): single-stranded RNA binding; RNA endonuclease activity producing 5'-phosphomonoesters, hydrolytic mechanism
Source: RefSeq, a predicted model, not a curated record
AUGAGGUAAUGAUAUAUAAAGUGUAGUCAUAGGAGGAGAAAGGAGGUAAGCCUCAUAGAGAGCAAAGCGAGUACCUGAGUGGAGAAAGACGCAGCCUCAUCAGCUCGCUGUGUUUAGUGCCUGAGUGAUCGCGGGAAGUGUUCCGAGGAAUUGCGCUCUGAGCUUCGGAUUCCGGCACAGAGCAUGUGCGGACUCGAGCUGAAGUGUGUUUCAGCCUGGGUAUCUUUUGUUUCCCCUGGAAAACUUUGCCUAAGAUUCCCCGUUCAAAGCUGUUUCCCCAAGUUGCCAAGAGUAGCGGCUUGCUUCACACGCACGCAAUCUAAACACCCACACCACUUUCGCCACCCACAUCCAUUCACGCACCUCUCCCGUUGUUGUCAGGUUUAUGAGGACUGUAAGAUGGUGACUCUUAAUGCCCCUUAUGUGGCUGGUUUCUUGGGCUUCAGAGAGGCACCCCCUCUGCUACAGGCCCUGGAGAGACUGAAGAGUGAACAGCCAAAUCUAAUGCCACAGGUGCUGUUUGUAGAUGGGAAUGGACUCUUCCACUAUCGGGAGUUUGGUUUGGCCUGUCAUCUUGGUGUUCUGUUGGAGCUGCCUUGUGUGGGUGUGGCCAAGAACCUUCUGUAUGUAGAGGGAGUGGUGAGAAGUGAGGGGCACCAAUCACAGGUGGGAGAGAGCAGUGCGUAUUGUAGAUGCAAUGGCAUCAUCAGUGGAGCGGUUGUUGCGAUCAACACUCUGCAGAAGAGUGGGGAUAGUUUUCCUCUGGCCACAGCCUCAGGGAAAGUUCUAGGCAAGGCUCUCCGCAGUUCCCAAAGAAGCACCAAACCUGUGUAUGUUUCGGUGGGACAUCGAAUCAGUCUGGAUACAGCAGUCAAACUCACGCACACCUGCUGCCUUUACAGAGUACCUGAACCAAUACGACAGGAACUGAACGAGGAGCAUCAAUUAGAUUGUGAAAACAGCUCACCUUUCCAAGCAGAUCUACUGAGCAACAAGGUGCUCAUACCCCUAAAUAUUCUGCGUAUAUGUGUGUGUGUGUAUAUGUGUGUGUGUUCAGAUUAUACAUUGGUAUAAAUAACUUAAUAAUUGUUAGUAAUAAAUCAUUUUAUAAUAAUGGCAUUUUGUCAUUUUCUUCUGGAAAUAAACAUUUCUAAAUAUCUUCAGUUGGAAAUAUUUAAGUUCAACCCUUGUGCCUGAUUGAUGUUUCUGUAUGUGUGUGUUCAUUUUGAAGGUGCUUGUUAAUCUUACUGUAGUGUAUGUUGUUAUACCUUUGCUGUUAGUCUAUUCUAGUCUCUUGUCUGGUCUUAAUUUUGUAAUAUAGCAUCUUGUUGAGUUUUGUUUUCAUGCUUUUAAGGAAUGUCCUGGUUCUAAAACAACAAAACCAUAAUUCAAAACCUUCAAUUCAGUUUGUAAAAAAACUAACAAAAAAAAAAAAAUGUUUACUGUAAUGCACUUUUGGAAGUCAGUGGGGCUAAACUUUAAAAUAAACAUUGCUUCAAAAGUA